This is a messenger RNA of Phytophthora infestans T30-4, 2046 nucleotides long. Its product is annotated as glycyl-tRNA synthetase. Gene Ontology annotation, cellular component: cytoplasm; mitochondrion. Gene Ontology annotation, biological process: mitochondrial glycyl-tRNA aminoacylation. The record is from RefSeq and is a predicted model, not a curated record. The transcript has a single exon. Gene Ontology annotation, molecular function: ATP binding; glycine-tRNA ligase activity. NCBI's taxonomy places the organism in Eukaryota, Oomycota, Peronosporomycetes, Peronosporales, Peronosporaceae. Bases 1 to 2046 code for a protein of 681 amino acids.
AUGUCGUCGACACCAGUGGUAGACCUGGACGCUCUGCGUGCGUCCGUGACGCGUCAGGGCGCGCAGGUGCGCGAGCUCAAGCAGAAAGGUGCGGCAGCGGAGGAAGUGAAGGCGGCCGUGGACGAGCUUAAGAAGCUUAAGCUGGAGCUGGAUACGCAGACAGCGCUGCACGGCCCGGCCGAGGAUGGACUGAGCAAGAGCGACAAGAAGGCGCUGGACGACCUUCUUCUGCGUAAGAUGUUCGUGGUGCCGAGCUUCGAGAUCUACGGCGGCGUAGGCGGCUUCUACGACUUUGGCCCGCCGGCUUGCGCUCUCAAAAGCAACCUGCUGCAGUUCUGGCGUCGCCACUUUGUGUUCGCCGAUAAACUACUCGAGGUCGAAUGCACCAACCUCAUGCCCGAGGUGGUGCUGAAAACUUCAGGCCACGUGGACCGCUUCACGGACCUUAUGGUUAAGUGCACCAAGUCGGGUGAAUGCUACCGGGCCGACAAGCUACUUGAGGACCACGUCGAGAACUAUCUAGACAAGCACUCGGACUUGAGCCAGGAGGAGCGCGAGAAGCACGAGAUGCACGCCACUAUGGCUGAGUCAUAUUCGCCCGAAGAGAUCCACGCCGUGUUUCAGGAGUACGGCAUCAAGGCUCCCGGCACGGGCGCGGACCUGAGCUUCCCCAUUCCGUUCAACCUUAUGUUCAAGUGCGUCAUUGGCCCCGAAGGUGGCCUGGUCGGCUACCUACGCCCUGAGACGGCUCAAGGUAUCUUCCUUAACUUCCGUCGACUACUCGAGUACAACGCCGGCAAGGUUCCAUUCGGCUGCGCCCAGAUCGGUAGCGCCUUCCGUAACGAGAUCUCGCCCCGUGCUGGCCUCCUUCGUGUACGUGAGUUCCAACAGGCCGAGAUCGAGUUCUUCGUCAAUCCUAAGGACAAGAGCCACGCUAAGUUCUCCAUUGUCAAGGACCUGGAACUGCCGCUGCUGACCAAGACCAACCAGCUUACCCACGGCAAGGCCGUGCAAAUGACGUGCGGUGCUGCGGUGGAACAGGGCAUCAUCGCCAACGAGAGUCUGGCCUACUACUUGGCCCGCACGUACAAGUUCUGCAAGGCCAUCGGCAUUGACUUGGAGCGUCUGCGUUUCCGCCAGCAUCUCAACACCGAGAUGGCCCACUACGCCACGGACUGCUGGGACCUGGAGAUUAAGUUGAGCUCCGGCUGGGUGGAGUGCGCCGGCCACGCCGACCGCUCGUGCUACGACCUGUCGGUUCACGCCAAGAAGAGUAAGGUCGAGAUGGUGGGCACGCACAAGUUCGACAAGCCCGAGAAGCGCCAGAUCGUGGAGAUUAAGCCGAACAAGGGCAAGAUGGGCCGAACGUUCAAGGCCGAUGUGGCCACGAUCCUUGAGGCGCUGGAGGCUUUGAAGGAUGAUGUGCCACGCGCCCAGGCUUUCGAGGACGAGCUGACCUCCAAGGGCGAGGCCACGCUGGGCCCGCUGUGCGACGGUAAGCAGUUCACGCUGCAGCGCGACAUGGUGGCCAUCAAGGUGGUGGAGAAGAUGGUGAGCGAGGAGAAGUUCGUUCCCUCGGUGAUCGAGCCCUCGUUCGGCAUUGGCCGUAUCUUGACUGCCGUUUUUGAGCACAAUUUCUAUACUCGCGAGGGUGACGAGAAGCGCGGCGUCAUGUCGUUCUCACCCUUGAUCGCCCCCAUCAAGGUGUCGGUGCUGCCUCUGAGCAACAACCCGGCCUUUGAGCCAUUCGCGACGGAGCUGGAGAACGUCUUCGUGGAGGAAGGCCUGGAGUGCAAGGUGGACACGUCGAGUGUCGCCAUUGGCCGCAAGUACGCACGCGCAGACGAGCUGGGCAUUCCAUUCAACGUCACGAUCGACUUUGAUACUGUCAAGGAUCGUGUCGUGACGCUGCGUGAGCGUGACUCGACGGCACAGGUGCGGAUCCCCAUGGACGCCAUCGGAGCCGAAGUGAACAAGCUGGUCAAGGGCUCGACCACGUGGGAGAAGAUGCUCGAGCAGUACCCGAAGGUCACGGCCGCCGAGUAG